GAGGUGCUUGUCCAUUUAUAGACUUGCUCUUUGGGAUGCUGAAGGUGCUGAAAUAGCUGCGAGGACAAGGGACUUGGCUCAGUUUUAAAUAUCUGCCGAGCUGCCCGAAGACUCUGAGAUGACAAUAGGGGAAAUGGAGAAUGUGGAGGUCUUCACUGCUGAGGGCAAAGGCAGAGGUCUGAAGGCCACGAAGGAGUUCUGUGCUGCCGACAUCAUCUUCGCCGAGCGGGCUUAUUCCGCUGUGGUUUUUGACAGCCUGGUGAAUGUUGUGUGCCACACCUGCUUCAAGAGGCAGGAGAAGCUCCAUCGAUGUGGGCAGUGCAAGUUUGCCCACUACUGUGACCGCACCUGCCAGAAGGAUGCUUGGUUGAACCACAAGAACGAAUGUUCGGCCAUCAAGAGAUAUGGCAAGGUGCCCAAUGUGAACAUCAGGCUUGCGGCACGCAUCAUGUGGCGGGUGGAGAGAGAAGGUAGCGGGCUCACUGAGGGGUGCCUGGUCUCUGUGGACGACCUGCAGAACCACGUGGAGCACUUCGGGGAGGAGGAGCAGAAGGAGCUGCGGCUGGACGUGGACACGUUCCUGCAGUACUGGCCGCCGCAGAGCCAGCAGUUCAGCAUGCAGUACAUCUCCCAUAUCUUCGGCGUGAUUAAUUGCAAUGGUUUCACACUCAGUGACCAGCGAGGCCUGCAGGCUGUGGGCGUGGGCGUCUUCCCCAACCUGGCCCUGGUGAACCAUGACUGUUGGCCCAACUGCACUGUCAUAUUUAACAAUGGCAAUCAUGAGGCAGUGAAAUCCAUGUUUCAUACCCAGAUGAGAAUUGAGCUCCGAGCCCUGGGCAAAAUCUCAGAAGGAGAGGAGCUGACAGUGUCCUAUAUCGACUUCCUUAACAUCAGUGAAGAACGCAAGAAGCAGCUGAAGAGACAGUACUACUUUGACUGCACAUGUGAGCAUUGCCAGAAGGGGCUGAAGGACGACCUCUUCCUGGGGGUGAAAGACGACCCGAAGCCCUCUCAGGAGGUGGUGAAGGAGAUGAUACAAUUCUCCAAGGAUACACUGGAGAAAAUCGACAAGGCUCGCUCCGAGGGUUUGUACCAUGAGGUUGUGAAGUUAUGCCGGGAGUGCCUGCAGAAGCAGGAGCCAGUGUUUGCCGACACCAACAUCUACACGCUGCGGCUGCUGAGCAUUGUUUCCGAGGUCCUCUCCUACCUGCAGGCCUUUGAGGAGGCCUCACACUACGCCAGGAGGAUGGUGGAUGGCUACAUGAAGCUGUACCAUCCCAACAAUGCCCAGCUGGGCAUGGCCAUCAUGCGGGCAGGGCUGACCAACUGGCAUGCUGGCAACAUUGAGGUGGGGCAUGGCAUGAUCUGCAAAGCUUAUGCCAUCCUCCUGGUCACACAUGGACCCUCUCAUCCCAUCACCAAGGACUUAGAGGCCAUGCGGAUGCAGACGGAGAUGGAACUGCGCAUGUUCCGCCAGAACGAAUUCAUGUACCACAAGAUGCGCGAGGCCGCCCUGAACAACCAACCCAUGCAGGUCAUGGCCGAGCCCAGCAACGAGCCGGCGCCAGCUUUGUUCCACAAGAAGCAAUGAGGACCUGCGUGGUGGGGGAGGGGCGCCGUGGCUGGGGGACUGGGGAGACAUCCUGGAGGUGGUGGGUUUCUGGGGAGACCCUUGAUGAGGAAAUCAGGGUAAAGGGCAACUUUGUUGCCAUGGGAACGUACUGCUCUGUGAUCCCUGCUGUCAUUUUCUUUAACUUCAACUGAGUCCAAUUCAGUUUAACUCUAUCCCAGCCCAGCCCAGUCUAACUCAUCCUACAAAUGUUUAUUGGGUGCUAGACCUUAGGUAUAAAGAGGUCCCCAAGGUAACUGGGGAGAGGAAACAUAAACAAGGCACAGCGUGACAAUAAAUGCAGUGGUAAGCUC
Molecule: messenger RNA, 1923 nt
Organism: Capra hircus (goat)
Lineage: Eukaryota; Metazoa; Chordata; Mammalia; Artiodactyla; Bovidae
Gene: SMYD1
Product: SET and MYND domain containing 1
Exons: 10
Coding region: 119-1591 (490 amino acids)
Cellular component (GO): nucleus
Molecular function (GO): protein binding; histone H3K4 methyltransferase activity
Source: RefSeq, a predicted model, not a curated record